Coniosporium apollinis CBS 100218 is the source of this 2037-nucleotide messenger RNA. RefSeq lists its product as uncharacterized. The record is from RefSeq and is a predicted model, not a curated record. NCBI's taxonomy places the organism in Eukaryota, Fungi, Ascomycota, Dothideomycetes. Gene Ontology annotation, molecular function: long-chain fatty acid-CoA ligase activity; long-chain fatty acid transmembrane transporter activity. Bases 1 to 2037 code for a protein of 678 amino acids. The transcript has 6 exons.
AUGCCUUCCGUUGUUCUCUUCGCUGUCGUGAUACCCGUUUUUCUGACUAUACUGGCCCUGGCCUUCCUGACUACGCGGGAGAAGAAGAGCGCGACUACGGCCGCAGCCGUUGCGGCAACGACCGCUGUAUCAGCUUAUCUUGACGCAAAACUCCACCUCACAAAAGACAUCAAGACGAUAUGGAACAACAAGGCCGCGGAGUGGACGUCGCAGAAAGUUGCGAAGGAAAACCGCAAUUCUCUAUGGUACUUCUUCGAGACUCAAGUGAACCGCAUGCCCACCUCCGAGCUCUGCAUCUGGUCCCGCAGCGGCUGCUACACGUGGCAGCAGACGCACCAGCAAUCCUGCCGGUACGCGCAGUUUCUACUCAAUCAAGGGCUACAGCCAGGCGAACUCGUGGGCUUCUACUUGCAGAAUUCGCCGGAAUUCGUAUUCUGUGCGCUUGGGAGCUGGUCCGUGGGGUCGGCGCCGGCAUUGAUAAACUACAACCUGAGCGGAGACGGGUUGAUACACUGCCUCAGAAUCAGUGGAACGAAAUUACUAUUAGUGGACGAGGACCAGGGAUGCAGGGAGCGGAUUGAGGAGUCCAGAGGCAGGAUAGAAGGAGAGCUGGGCAUCAAGAUCGUGAACUUAGACCAGGCGGCCAAGGCGAGCAUCAAUGCGUUGGAGCCGAAAAGACCGGAGCGGAAGUACAGAGAGAAUGUCAAGCCUGACUUCCCGAUGUGCUUGCUAUACACGAGCGGCUCCACCGGCCUUCCCAAAGCCUGUCCCUUCCAACUCGCCCGCGCCCACGUCCUCGCCGGCCCCCGCGUCCGGGCCGUCGGCCUCGAGCCUGGCCCCAACGGCGACAGAUGGUACAACUGCAUGCCAUUGUAUCAUGGCACUGGAUUCACGACUGCCGUGACCUGCAUGAUCAGCGGCGUGGCGCUCUGCGUUGGCAAGAAGUUCAGCACGAGCAGGUUCUGGGACGAUAUCCGAGACAGCGACAGCACUGCAUUCGUGUACGUGGGCGAGACGGCACGAUAUCUGCUUGCAAACCCGGUGAGCGAGCUGGAUAAGAAACACAAGGUCAAGGUCAUGUUUGGGAACGGGCUGCGGCCGGAUGUGUGGAGAAGGUUUACGGAGCGCUUUGGCGUGCCGUGUGUCUCUGAGUUCUUCAACAGCACCGAGGGCGUGUUUGCGCUGCUCAAUGUGUCGAGAGGACCCUACCUCCAAAGCGCUGUCGGCCACCAUGGCGCCAUCCUCCGCACCCUCCUCCACAACACCUACGUCCCCGUAGAAAUCGACCAUGCGACAGGCGAGAUCUACCGCGAUCCAGUCACCGGCUUUGCGCGCCGCAAGCCCUACGAAGAGGGCGGCGAGAUGAUCGUAGCCGUGCCCGACAAGUCCGCUUUCGUCGGCUACUGGCAGAACGAGAAAGCGACGAACUCAAAGUUCGAACGCGACGUUUUCAAGAAGGGUGAUCUGUAUUAUCGCAGCGGGGAUGCGCUGAGACGUACGAAGGAUGGAAGGUGGUUUUUCAUGGAUAGGCUUGGGGACACGUUCCGGUGGAAGAGCGAGAAUGUCAGCACGGCUGAGGUGGCGGAGGCGUUGGGCCAUUUUCCGGGGGUGGAGGAGGCAAUCGUUUAUGGGGUUGAGGUGCCAGGCCAUGACGGACGUGCCGGCUGCGCAGCCCUCUACAUCGCGCCAGACCAACGCGACAAGUUUGACUACGCCGCCCUUCUCGCCUACGCCCGCAAGCAGCUGCCCAAAUACGCAGUCCCGGUAUUCCUGCGUAUUCUAAACUCGCAGGAGGGCAUGCACAACAACAAGCAGAACAAGGUUCCGCUGAAGAAAGAGGGCAUUGAUCUCAAGCUGAUAGAAGAGGCGGCGAAGGAGAAGGGAGUCCAGCCGGACAAGAUGAUGUGGUGUCCGUAUGUGCUGGGGACGCCGAGGCCGGAGGGGGUGGGGGAGAACGAGGGAUAUGUGGAGUUUAAGUGGGCGGAUUGGGAGGGGCUGAAGGUGGAUGGGCAUGGGGAGACGGCGAGCAAGCUCUAG